Messenger RNA from Neltuma alba, 1521 nucleotides. Its product is annotated as vicilin-like seed storage protein At2g28490. The coding region runs from base 2 to 1474 and encodes 490 amino acids. Lineage: Eukaryota; Viridiplantae; Streptophyta; Magnoliopsida; Fabales; Fabaceae. The transcript has 5 exons. The record is from RefSeq and is a predicted model, not a curated record.
UAUGCUAAACAGAGCUACCCUUUUGGUCUUUCUUCUUGUUCUGUGCCAUGGAUUGGCAAUGGGGAAGGAUUAUGUUGAAGAAGAAGAAGAUUGGAGGAGCGAGGAGCCAGAGAGAAAAGAAAGAUGGUUGCCUGCAGAGUCAAGUGACUGGUUCUUGUUGCGACGCUCGAGGCAACUGAUCAAGACUGAUGCAGGGGAAAUGAAAGUUACGGAAAGCUAUGGCGGUAGGGUUGUGGACAGGCCAAUGCACAUUGGCUUCAUCAAUAUGGAACCAAAGUCCCUGUUCAUUCCUCAGUACCUCGACUCUAGCUUGAUCCUUUUCAUCCGUAGAGGGGAGGCGAAGUUGGGAUUCAUCUACAAAGAUAAACUGGCAGAAAGGCUUUUGAAGACUGGGGAUGUGUACACAAUCCCAGCAGGCUCUGUGUUCUACUUGGUGAACACAGGACGAGGUCAGAGACUUCAUAUUAUCUGUAGCAUCGACCCCUCUGAGAGCUUGGGAAUAGGCGUUUUCCAGUCCUUCUACAUUGGAGGAGGAGCCUACCCGCCAUCAGUUCUUUCUGGGUUCGAGCCUGAAGUCGUUAGAGCUGCUUUAAAUACAUCAGGCUUUGAGCUAAGGAAAAUCCUCACGAAGCAACAAGGAGGGCCAAUCGUGUUUGUGGAUGACUCUCACGCCCCAAGCCUAUGGACCAAGUUCCUUCAACUGAAGGAGCAAGACAGGCUUCAACAACUCAAGAAAAUGUUGGACGACCAUGCAGAAUCCGACGAUGACGAAGAGAAGGAGCAGGAGGCAGAGCGAACAGAUUGGUCAUGGAGGAAGCUCUUGAACUUUGUCUUUGGAAAUGUGAACAAGGAAACAAAAAAGAGAGAGAUCGUUAAAUCUCCUGACUCUUAUAAUCUCUACGACAGGAAACCCGAUUUCAGAAACCGCUUUGGUUGGAGCGUUGCUUUGGACGGCUACAAUUAUUCCCCGCUCAAACGCUCCGGAACCGGCGUUUAUCUCGUCAAUCUCACAGCCGGGUCCAUGAUGGCACCGCAUGUGAAUCCAAGGGCCACAGAAUACGGCAUCGUAUUGUACGGAACCGGAAGGGUUCAAGUCGUGUUUCCAAAUGGAACUGCGGCAAUGAAUGCCAAAGUCAGAGAAGGGGAUGUGUUCUUCGUACCUAGAUACUUCCCAUUCUGUCAAAUCGCAUCGAGAUCUGGAUCGUUAGAGUUCGUCGGGUUCACGACAUCGGCGAGGAAGAACAGGCCACAGUUUCUGGCGGGAGGAACGUCGCUUCUCAACACCCUGAUGGGGCCUGAGAUCGCAGCAUCGUUCGGCGUAAGCGAGAAAACAAUGCGGCGGUUGGUGAGAGCUCAGCAUGAAUCUGUGAUACUGCCAGCUGAACGCGCUUCGCCUGGAGACGUGGACGUAAGACGCAGAGAAGAAGGGGACGAAAGGGAAGAACGAGGGGAAGAUGCUUGGUCGAGUAAUUAAGAACUUUGAGAGUAAUAUGAUUAGGAGACGUGAUUAGAUUAAGAUAA